This is a messenger RNA of Rotaria sordida, 1140 nucleotides long. The record is from the annotation of a GenBank genome assembly. NCBI's taxonomy places the organism in Eukaryota, Metazoa, Rotifera, Eurotatoria, Philodinida, Philodinidae.
AUGUCAUCGAAUAAAAAUUUUCAAGUUUAUUUAACUGGUGGUUUUGCUGCUAUAGGUGGUCUUCUCUUCGGUUAUGAUACUGGAGUCAUUUCAGGCGUUCUUACAAUGUCAGAUUUUCUUCUGGCAUUUGGUGGCAUCGCAAGUAUCACACGUGGUUCAUUAAUAAGUUCUGUAUCAGGUUCUAUUGUGGGUAUUAUGCUUGUUGGUUGUUUUGUUGGUGCACUUUUAGCAGGUCCAGCCGGUGAUCAUUUUUCACGAAAAUAUUCCAUAGUAAUUUUUUCCAUUGUUUUUAUCAUUAGUGCUAUUUUACAAACAGGAUCAUUUAAUUUAUUCAUGUUGCUUCUAUCUCGUCUUGUUGCUGGAAUAUCGGUUGGUGCAUUAUCAAUGCUUGUACCCGUAUAUCAAUCAGAAAUAGCAACGAACAAAAUUCGUGGACGUCUUGUAUCACUUCAACAAUGGGCUAUAACAAUUGGUAUUGCAAUUAGUUUUUGGAUUAAUUAUAGUAAAAAAAAAAAAAAGUACAAAUAUAUAUUUUUUGGUAGUAGUGCUGCAUGGCGUAUACCAUUAGCAUUACAAAUUGUUCCAGCAUUAAUACUUGCUAUAGGUAUUAUAUUUUUUCCAUUUUCACCACGUUGGUUAAUGACUCAAGAUCGUGAUAAUGAAGCAUUACGUGUUUUAAUACAAAUUUGUUCAACUUCAUCAAUUAAUGUACUUGAUGAAUAUAAUGAUAUUAAAAAUGAAAUUGAUUUUGAACGUGAAAAAUCAAUUAAAUUAUAUUCACAAUUUUUUUAUCCACCAUUACGUCGUCGUUUAAUACUUGGUAUAAGUAUACAAAUUUUACAACAACUUACUGGUAUUAAUUCUGUUAUGUAUUAUGCACCGGAAAUUUUUAAACAAACUGGCUUAAAUGAUCUACGUGCAUCAUUACUUGCAACAGGCAUUAAUGGAUGUGUAAUUAUUCUUGCAACAAUACCAGCUAUUUUAUUUAUUGAUAAAUUAGGUCGACGUUUUAUAUUAAUUAGUGGAGCAAUAAUUAUGGCUUUAUCAAUGUUAAUUAUUGGUGGAACAAUGAGUGCACAUGGAUCAACAUAUUUUAAUGAAACAACAGAUGCUAUACAAUUUACUAUACCAAAUCGAUAA